UACUAAACACUGUAAUGUAAAGCACGUGGAAGGCAGAAAUUACGCUAUGUAUUGCAGUUCUAAACUAAAUCUCUAGUCUCUCUAGGUAAUGGAUUGAAGUUAAACAGAGAAAAUCUUGAUCUGGAAUAAACAGAGCAUCUAUCUUUACGUGAUACAGUUUUGAAUUUAACUAUACAAAUUCAUCAAGCAGUCAUUGCACAAAUUUAAUCGAAGGCUGUGCUUACAAUGGAUAAAAAGAAAUCAAAAGGCGCAUUGAAGAAAGUUAGAAAGACACUGUCUCUUUCUGCGAUGGGAAAGAUUUCCCGUGAUGCAAUUAAAAGAAGCAAGAGCAUUGACAAUCAACUUCAAGCUGAUAAAGACAAAAAACAAAACGAGUUAUCUCUCCUUCUUCUAGGUGGCGCAUGUUGUGGAAAGAGCACAUUUGUAAAGCAACUACGAAUACACUACGGAGAUGGAUUUCCCGAGGAAGAAAGACUACAAUACAAGAAUCAAGUGCAUGAAAAUAUUUCGGGAGCAGCUAAUAAAAUCAUAGACAAUAUGCAACGUUUAAAGAUAACAUUUGAAACAGAAUCAAUGCAGAGUCAAUCAGAAGAGUUUCAAAGACGAAAUCCCGUCCUGGAUAUCAAUGAAAUGCUCAAGAAUACCACACCAGUAGAGGAUAAACCUACUUCAACAAAAGGUGCAAACUGUCUACUAGCAAUGGCGUGUAAUGAACUCACAAAAAGGUUCGCGUAUCUAAAUAUCAAAUGUAAUGGACUUUCAGAGAUUGAUCAGAAACUGUUGUUGCUGUUUUGGACAGAUACAAAUUAUCAGAAGAGUUUCAGACUUCUUCAGGAAAUGAAAGGACGUCCAGGUUCAUUGACACCCCAAGAAAUUUAUUUCUGUGAUAAUAUGGAACGUAUGCUGAAAGGGAAUUACGUGCCAACUCAUCAAGAUAUCUUAUUUAUACGACGUCCAACACUUGGAGUAAUUGAACAUAUUUUCCAUGUUGAUGACCUGAUUUAUAGAGUAAUAGACGUGGCAGGACAGAAGAGUCAAAGAAAAAAAUGGAUCCACUUGUUUGAGAGCGUAACAGUUGUGCUUUUUUUUGUGGCUCUCAGUGCGUUUGACGAGGUGUUAGAAGAAGAUGAGACAUUGAACUGCUUGACUGACAGUCUCAACACAUUCCACGAUGUUUCACAUAAUCAUUAUCUCGACAAAACAGAUUUUCUGUUAUUCCUGAACAAGCAUGACCUCUUCACAGAAAAGCUUAAGUCUGUGAAGUUCAAAGGUUACGUUAAGUCAUAUGAUGGUGAAAAUUCACCGGACGCAUGUGUAAAAUUCAUACGCGAUUUGUUCCACCAACACCAUCCAUGUCAUAAACAAGUGUAUACACAUGUGUCAUGUGCUACAGAUGUUGAAAUGAUGAGUGAUAUUCUAGCAAAAGUUUUAGACAUUGUUGCAGAAAUAAACGUUAGAAAAUCAGGGACCUUGUUCUAAAUAUUAAAAAGUGUAUUUGUGACUAGAUGACGUCGUUUCAGGUGAAUUUACUGAAUAACUUGAUGACGAUUUUCACACUAAGACGUAAAUGAAAAUAAGGCAAUGUGAUUGAGUAGUGUAGUGUAUAUUACAUAUUACUUCAUCUAUGCAUAACUGUACAGCAAUAGUGGGAAUAGGAAGUAGACAAUCAAAUAUUGGACGUAGUCCGAUAUAUAUCUAUGGAAAACUGAUUAAACAUCAAAAAUAUAUAUAAGAAAUUUGACAUAUACCUAGUACGUGAAAUCAUACUAAUAUCACCAUACAUGUACUAGGUUAACAAUAUUCUACUUCUUCUACAAGUUAGUAUUUAAUAGGAAGCUCCUUUGUAACCACAGAACGCAGUCAAGCAAAAUCAUAUGGCAGAUUCGGCUUUUGAAGUCUGUUGUUGGGAUACUAUAACGUGGGAUAGUUUAACAUUUUAAGACAGAAACAUAUUAAUGACACAAAUCAAACAAUAAUUAGUGACACACAGUUACACGCCUAUAGAUCAAACUACUUUACAUUUUAUUUUACGUUUUCCAUUAAUGGUAUAGCCAUGACUACUUAUCUUUUGACGCUACUUAUCUUAUAACGGAGUAAAGUCGCAUUACAUAUCUCUCAUGACCAAACACAAACAAAACGCAACCUGCUAGUUGUUGUUUGCUUGGUUACAUUCUAACAUAUUUUAUUUGCAAUUACAACAGUAGUCUUUAAGCGCCAUGUGGCGGCUGUAAAAUUGGACACGCACUUGGACACAAUGUUGUUAUAUUUUCUUGUCCUUUAGGAUCAAUGAGGUCCAUUCAAUGUUUACGGGUAAUAGAAAUCGUCCUAAGAUAGGAGGCAUGAGGGGCGUUGCAUAUUUCAUAACCUCUCAAAGAGUCUGCCAUUAGUUUGCUUGGUUGUUUUCUAUGCUUCCAAGUGAUAUUCCAACAUAUUUUAUUCCAAAGGAUCUUCUGAUAGACUUUACUUCUGUCACAACAGCAAUCGUUUUUAAGCGUCGCAUGGCGGCAGAAACUCCGCGACAGGUGCUGCAAAUUUUAUUAACUCUUAUAAGCAAUUAAAUUGAUCUUCUGUCUGAUUUAAGGUAACAAAUGUAGUACAAAUACUCCAUGCUGUUGUCUUUGACGAAAACCUCCAACCAUGCUUCAGAUAGUAUAUCGCGCAACCUCAAUUGACAGAAUUUCCAUACAUAUGUUAUAUUGUUUUUGUUGUUGCAUUUUAAAAAAGAGAAAAACAGAAGUCACGCAGACAAAAUUGUAGGUGAUAUGGCGCCUUUCCAGCCUUUUGUGGGAUAGAAAGACCCAUGGAGUCUGGUAUUUUUCCGGACACGGACGGAUAUUAGGGUAGAUUCACCGACCUUCCGUAAGCAAACUGGAUUGCUUCCUCAAACUAGGUCUCGAACCCACAGCAGUGAGGGGCUAGUGAUUCUCUUUCCCUUUUGUUAUA
Molecule: messenger RNA, 2943 nt
Organism: Mercenaria mercenaria
Lineage: Eukaryota; Metazoa; Mollusca; Bivalvia; Venerida; Veneridae
Product: guanine nucleotide-binding protein G(i) subunit alpha-3-like
Exons: 8
Coding region: 226-1479 (417 amino acids)
Biological process (GO): adenylate cyclase-modulating G protein-coupled receptor signaling pathway
Cellular component (GO): heterotrimeric G-protein complex
Molecular function (GO): GTPase activity; G protein-coupled receptor binding; guanyl nucleotide binding
Source: RefSeq, a predicted model, not a curated record